AGGAGGGUGAACGCCUCAAGAGACAAGAAGUGAGGAGUGAGAGGAGAGAAAGAGAGAGGCGAGGGAGUGAGGAGUUGGAAGGAACACACUCGGACUCAGAUUACAGAAACAGGCCUGAGCGUUCCCUCAAAGAUGUCGAAGAAAAAGGAGUACAGCCCUGUAAAGAUCUCCAAGAGUCAGGCCAACGACCUCGCCGUGCUGAUUUCUCGCAUGCAGAAAAAUGCCGACCAGGUGGAGAAGAAUAUUCUGCAGUCAGAGGAGCUGCUGGCUGUGGACACAGAGCGCGAUAGGAAGAAUCUGCCCCUGAUCCAUCAGAAGGUGAAUGCAGACAACCUGUCCGAGGCCGAGGGGCUGCUGAAGGCCCUCUACAUGGACGUGGACAAAUCGAAGAGGCUGCAUCACCCGCAAUCCGCUGAGAUAGAGCGAGACGUGCGAAAUCUUCACGAUCGCUGGGCGAAGGACUGCACCAUCUACAGGGAGAUGUACAACCAGAUGUUGGGUUUGGAUCUGACGCAAAAGAUCGACUGGGGUCCUCUGCUGGAUGAAAAGCUGAAAGAGUUAAACGCGGGGACGUACGGUCCCAACCUGAACGAUGUAGAGAAGCAGAUCGCGGAACAUAACAUCCUGCACCAGGCGAUCGAGGCCUACAACGACCAGCUGCAGCCCAGCACCACCACUCAGGAAAAGUACAACGCCCUCAAAGAGAAACAUGCUAACCUCUAUGAGACCUCCAAGCACAGACGCAACCACCUGGCCUCUCUGUACGACUACAUGCAGAGCUGCAGUAAGGAGUUAAUCUACCUGUCGGGCCAGCAGGAGAGGAUCCUCCAGAGAGACUGGAGUGACCAUAUGAUCGACCCCCCGGGCGUUCGCAUGGAGUACGAGAAAUUCAAAACUAGCGGACUGCUGGCACACGAGAGAGAAACCAACCAGCUGCAGCAGGAAGGAGAUCGUCUCAUUGAGAUGAGACACCCGGGCAGCCCAACAAUAAAAAUGCACAGAGACGCCGUGCAGACCGAGUGGCAGGCCUUCCUCAACCUGUGUCUCGCACAGGAGAUUCACCUGGACAACAUCGAGAACUACAAGAAGUUCCAGCUGGAUGCAGAGACGUUGUCCGACUCCUUGGAGAGACUCAGCUCCACUCUGGACCCGAAGGCUCUGUCCAACAAGACCAACCCCGAGGUCGUGCUGGCACUGGAGGGAGAUGAACCUGCAGUGAAGAGGAACGAGCAGCGCCUGGCCGCCCUCAGGGAGCUCAGCGGCGAGAUUGUGCCUCUGAAGCUGCGUCGAAGCAAACCCACCAAACCGACCACGGUGGUGUCUCUGUGUGACUGGGCAGAUGAAGAGGACACAGUGAGGCGCGGUGAGUCCCUGAACCUGAAGUCCAACGCUGAUAAUAAGAACUGGGAGCUUCAGAGCAGCAGCGGGAAGAUCAGAACGCUCCCUGGGGCGUGCUUCAUGGUCCCACCUCCUGAUGCCGAGGCCCUGGAGAAAGUAAACAGUCUGGACAGAGCGCUGUGCGAUCUGAAGAACCAAAGAUCUGCACUGUUGACCUCCGUGAAGAACUCCACUGUGGAGGUGGUUCGUCCUCAGAGGACAGCCUCUGUACAAAGUCUUCCCGAGGACCCCAGAGCUGCAGAGCUCGCCAGUGAAUUAGACAAGAUCAACAGAGCCCUGGAACAGUGUGAAAAACAAAUCCUGAGUCGACUCAGAGCGCCGCUGGACAGCCGCAACCCCACGCAAGACCUGGCAGACAGGCUGCAGCAGCACCAGAGAUCAGCUCAGACUCUGAGAAAACUGGAGUCUGAGAAGGACGCGAUCCAGAUAGAGAUGGAGCCCAUCCUGGCCAAGAAACCGCUGGGACCCACUGCCUCCACGCUGCCCCCCAAACUCAGCGCUGCCAACAACAAGAUCGACGACAUCAACGCCAUCAUGGAUCUUUAUAGCAAAAAAGCUACAGCCUCCAUGUUCCUGGAGAAGCAGAUGCAGAAAGUGGACGGUGUCCUCUCUGGGUUCGAGGAGCAGCUCGCUAAAGAUGGCGUCAUUCUUGAUAAACCCGACGCCCUCCAGCAACGCAGCCAGCAGCUGCAGAAUAUGUGCAAGGACGUCGCCUCAACAAAGGUUGAGAUAAAUAAAUUAGGCAAAGACUUGGACCUGACGGCACAAGCCUCCAGCCCCCUCCAGCAAGGCUUCAGUGAAUACUGCCCUGACAUCCGCCGCCAGGAGAACGACGUGAAAAAACUGAAGAACCGCUACGCAAACGUCAAUAAUCAGCUCCUGGAAAGGUCUGCUCUCAUAAAGGAAACAACCAAUAAAAAUCAAGAUUUCCAGAAUGCUGUUCAGUCGUUGGAUUUCUUCUUGGUCAAUUUGCCCAAUAAUGCGAUCAAACCGACGGACGACGUGGUGCAGAUAACAGCCAAGCAGAACUCUCAAAGGAAAGUGACGGACGACAUCAGGAAGAAAUCGGCUGAUUUGGAACGUGUCAAAGGUCUUUCCCACGAACUGCAGGACAUCUUAAACGAGUAUGAGGUCAAGUCAAACACUUUCCGUGGCACUCUGGUUGAUGACGAUGACGACGACGACGAUGAAGACGAUGAUGAACCGAUCCCAAAGACACGUAAAAUUUCAACAAUGGCUCAAGCCGUGCAGAGAAAGGAGAGAAAUCUUCAGAACCUUUUCUCUGAGGUGUACGCAGAAAACGACCAGCUGCUCAGCCAGCUGGGAACGGCAAAGAACAUGAAGACCAGGAAUGAAGAGAAAGUUAGUCAGGUAGUCGUCAAUCAGCAGCUGCAGCUACAAAACCAGAGGAGGGAUCUGGUGGAGAGCGAUGGUCUGAAAACUGAAUUAAGUGAGGAGGUCGCCAGGCGCUUAUAUGCUGAAAAAGACCUGGAAACAUACCGUAAGAGGUUUGUGUCUCUGAAGAACAGGAGAGGAGUGGAGAGGCUGGAGGAGAAGGAGGUGGUGCAAUACUACCGUGACCCCAAGCUGGAGAUGGAACUAAAGUCCCUGAAAAAUCGGAUCCAGGAGGAAAUUUCUAAGAGGUCGAGAACCAGUUCAGAGAUAGAAACGUUGAAUGAGAAGAUCAUCAAAGUGGAACUAGAGCUGUCCAGAAUCGAACCUAAACUGGUGACCAAGGUACUGACUGAAUACGAAAGAGACCCGCAGCUCGACAAAGAAGCCGCCAAGAUCAGAGAUGAGAUGGAGAGAAUACAACUAGAUCUCCAAACGAGAGAUAGCGAGACAGUUAAUGUGAAAACUGUGCUCACGGUUCUUGCUCAGCAGAAACCCAAAAUCAGGGAGAAGGUCGUUAAGAAGGAGGUGGUGAGGCUUGAAAAGGAUCCAGAGAUGCUGAAAGCUGUUCUCAUGUUCCAGAGUGAUAUUGCGGAAGAGGAAACCCACUGCAAGUCGCUCAAUGAUAGAGUUUUUAGCACGAGGAGCCAGAUUAACACACUAGAGAGGGUCAUUCCCACUGUCCAACCCAAGAUAGUCACCAAGGUGGUGAAGCAAGUACAGCAAGAUCCAGAAACAGCUGAGGAGGCGAAGAAAACUCGAGUUGCUUUGGAAGAAGAGAAAGAUGAGAUUGCUAUCUUGAUGAAGGACCUGACCACCCUUCAGAUGCGUUACAGCGAAUUGGACAAGCUCAGGCCUAAAGUCGAAGUCAAGGAGCUCAUCAACGAGAUCUACAGAGUUGACCCUGAGACAGAGGUGGAGCUGGUGCGUCUGAGGAAAGAGCUUGCGGAAUCGAGCCGUAAACGCACAGACUUGGAGAAAGAAAUCACCACAAUCGUCACAACUCUGACUACCCUGCGUGCUCAGAAACCCAAAGUAGAGUACAAGGAGGUGACCCAGGAGGUGAUCAAAGAAGAAAAAAGCCCAGAAGUCGUCAGGGAAAUGCAAAGGCUAAACAACCAAGUUUCCCGUCUGCAAGUCAACUAUGACACCACCUUAGAGCUGCUGACCCGCCUACGUAAAGAAAGAGAUGAGUUGAAAACCGAAAAGUCGAAGGUGGAGACCAAGUUAGUCACUAAAGAGCUCAUCAAAUAUGAGAACGAUCCUCUUCUUGAGAAAGAGGCUGACAGACUCCGGAGGAAUGUAAGAGAAGAGAUUCACCAACGCCGCAGUGUGGAGGAGUGUCUCUUUGACCUUCAGAACCAGUACAUUGUCCUUGAAAGGCAGAAGCCAGAGGAGAAGAUUUUAAUGCAAGAAGUGGUGCGUCUUCAGAAGGACCCCAAGCAGAUGCUGGAGCAUGACAGGUUGAACAGGGACCUGGAUGAGGAAAUGAAAGCCCGUAGGAAGCUUGAAUUAGAGGUCAGACAGCUCAGAGGCCAGGUUCAAGAAAAGGAGAGCACCCUGGCUCAUAUGGAUGAUCGUCAGAAGAAGAUUCUCGUAGAGUCCGAGCUCAGACAGAUCAAGUCUCGCAUUCUUGAACUUGAAAAUUGUCCACCGCCUGUUGAAGAAAAGAUCAUCAUCGAGGAGGUCCUGAAGGUGGAGAGAGACCCCAAGCUGGAGAAACUUACUGAUGGUAUACGUGUCAACUUGGAGACCGAAGGCACCAAUAUUAGUCACCUCGAGAGAGAAAUCCGCAACUUGAGAGUCAAGUUGGAAAUUCUACAAAAGGAGAAGUCAAUCGAGAAGGUCAUCUACAGAGAAGUCGUUCGUGUAGAGAAAGACCCAGCGUUGGAGGCUGAAAGGGAACAUCUGAGAGAGCUCGUAUCGCAGGAGAGAAACCUCAGGCGUGACCAGGAGGAUACCACCCAGAACAUUAACAUCAAGAUUACCCAUCUGCUGACGUCAAAGUCUGCAACUUCUCAGGAGGAGACCUCUCUCAUCAGCAACAGAGAUGCUCUGCAGAGGGAGAAGGAGGAUCUCCUCAAACAGCUCAGAUCGAUCGAGUCUCAAAGACAGAACAUCACCAUAACCUUCCAGCAACAGUCCAAGCUGAUGAGUGAGAAAAACCAGAUGGCACGGCAGAGGAGCCUCAAAAUAACCUCCGAACUGCAACGUCUGGAGAAACAAAUCCUAAGCGAAAAGGAUAAAAUACACCAAAAGGACACGCUCAUCCUUGAGUUGCAGAACCUCAUCAAAAAAGAAGAUGCGUCUGAGACUCACACCAAAGAGACAAAUCUUUCCACAAAGAUUACCAUCAUGGAUCCAGAAACCGGUAAGGACAUGUCUCCCUAUGACGCCUACAUGCUGGGGCUAAUUGAUCGCAACCACUACAUUCGCCUGUCGCAGCUGGAGUGCGACUGGGAGGAAAUCACUUCGAGUGGUCCGGAUGGGGAUACAACAAUUCUGCAGGACCGCAAAAGUGGAAAGCAGUACCCCAUCAAGGAGGCUCUGAAGACUGGUCGCCUGACUCAGUCUGACUUGACGCGCUACAAGGAAGGGAAGCUGCACAUUUCGGAGUUUGCCCUUCUUGUUGUAGGGGAACCCAAAAAGCCAGACCUCCCUCCUCUAACAAUCCCACCAAGAUCACCCAUCAAACCGACACUAAUGUCUCCUGUCUCUCCUCUGAACUCCAUGCACUCCUCCCUGAGGUCCUCCUACACCAGUCUCAACAAUAACCAUAGUGGAAGUACAAACAACCUCAGUCUGCUAAGUAUGGCAGGUGAUGAGUCUUUCCCCAUCUCUGGUAUUUAUGAUACCACCACCGACAGUCGCAUGUCUGUGAGAAGCGCCCUGACCCGCAAACUCAUCGAUGCCGACACAGCUCUGAAGCUGCUGGAGGCACAAGCAGCCUCCGGUGGAAUCGUUGAUAUUGGAAAGAAGGACAAACUGUCCGUCCACAAGGCAGCUGAACACGGCAUCAUUGACCCGGCUCACAUGUACAAGCUCCUGAAUGCCCAGAAGGCCUUCACCGGAGUCGAGGAUCCGUUGACCAAAGAGCGACUCGCAAUAGGGCCAGCCAUGCAGAAAGGGUAUAUGCCCAAAGAAAAUGCCAGGAGGUACAUGGAGGCGCAGUACUUGACCGGCGGAUUGGUGAAUCCCUCCAAAGCAGGUCGCCUCACUGUCCAAGAAGCUCUCGACAGCAACCUGAUUGACAGCGCAACUGCUGAUGAGCUGAAAAAUGAGGCUUCCCACGCAAAAGAGCUGGUAGACCCCAUCACCGGAGAGACGAUGACAUACAAGCAGGCGAUGGAUCGGUGCAAGAAAGACGUCAGCACGGGGCUCCUGCUGCUUCCUGUAGCCUCAACCGACGCCGCAAACGCCCCGUCAUACUCAAACUAUCGGUUCAGUUCCUCCUACAACUAAAUCUAGAUGAAGUUUAAGAUGUUAUGUUUGUUGCAGCCACCAGUGGUGAUAAUGCUAACUGCUACAUGUAAAGAUACAAAGUUAUAUGUUCAUACAUUUUUGGAAAACACUGGAAAAAAUACAUUUUUGGGGAAGUGUACAUGUGGAUUUUGUUUUUUUUUCUUGGGGGUUGUGCUGUAAAAAAAAAAUGAAGGUAAUUUUUGUUUUAUAAGGUGAACUUGUUUCAGCACUCUCAAGCUAAAUCCUUCACAUGUGCUUAAUAAACUCCACAAGUCUCACAUUCA
This is a messenger RNA of Larimichthys crocea (large yellow croaker), 6536 nucleotides long. RefSeq names its product envoplakin b (gene evplb). The record is from RefSeq and is a predicted model, not a curated record. Gene Ontology annotation, biological process: wound healing; intermediate filament cytoskeleton organization. The coding region runs from base 133 to 6252 and encodes 2039 amino acids. Lineage: Eukaryota; Metazoa; Chordata; Actinopteri; Sciaenidae. Gene Ontology annotation, cellular component: membrane; cytoplasm; cytoskeleton. The transcript has 22 exons. Gene Ontology annotation, molecular function: cadherin binding; structural molecule activity.